Dufourea novaeangliae is the source of this 1598-nucleotide messenger RNA. Its product is annotated as cytochrome P450 6a2-like. Bases 96 to 1592 code for a protein of 498 amino acids. Gene Ontology annotation, molecular function: oxidoreductase activity, acting on paired donors, with incorporation or reduction of molecular oxygen; iron ion binding; heme binding. The transcript is spliced from 6 exons. The record is from RefSeq and is a predicted model, not a curated record. NCBI's taxonomy places the organism in Eukaryota, Metazoa, Arthropoda, Insecta, Hymenoptera, Halictidae.
CUGUUCCAUUAGUGCAGACAGUAAUAUCAACGACAUAUAAUAUUUGUAACCGUGGGUCAAUGUUGUCUACCAUCAGUUAAUUAAUAACGAAAACAAUGGCGAGUUACUUUGAAAUCCUAUGCGGCGUAGUGGUUCUACUCCUCGCCUUGUAUUAUUAUUGCUACUCCAGUUAUGAUUUUUGGAAGAAGCGCGGCGUGCCUGGACCAAAACCACUACCGUUUUUUGGUAACACCAAGGACAUAAUGCUUAUAAGGAUGUCAAUGGCACACUUCGUACAGGACAUUUAUGAGACAUACAGGCAUGAACCAAUGGUUGGAUUAUUCAUGAGUAGAAAGCCUGUUCUGUUUUUGAAAGACCUAGAUCUUAUAAAAGACAUCCUUAUCCGGGAUUUCUCCAAAUUUGCCGAUCGAGGAUUUAACGUUCACGAAAAGACGGAACCGUUAUCGCCAAAUCUCUUCAAUUUGGAGUCAGAACGAUGGCGACCGCUACGACCAAAACUCUCGCCGAUAUUCACUUCAGGAAAACUGAAGGAUAUGUUCCCCCUUAUGUUGGAAUGUUCGGCCCACUUGGAGAAUUAUUUAGAUAAAGUUGCAAAGGGAGUGCCAGUGGAAAUUCGAGAUCUAACCGCGAAAUUCACGACCGACGUGAUCGGUACCUGUGCAUUCGGGAUUGAGAUGAACGCGAUCGCGGAAGAGGAUAGUGAAUUUCGUCGAAUGGGUAAAAAGAUUUUUGCUGCCGACACAGAAAACGUUUUACGGUUAAAAGUUAAACAGUACAGUCCAAAAUUUUACGAUUUACUCGGAUACAUACUGCCUGACAGAAGAAUAGCUCCCUUCUUCACAAAGGUCGUCACAGAUACCAUAAAAUACAGGAAACAGCACGACCUCUCCAGGCCCGAUUUUAUCAACAUGCUUAUGGAGCUUCAAAAGCAUCCAGAAAAGAUAGACAACAUUGAGUUAACAAAUUCUUUUUUAACCGCCCAAGCUUUCGUCUUUUUCGCGGCCGGCUUCGAAACAUCUUCGUCGGCCAUGAGCAAUGCUCUUUAUGAGUUAGCUCAAAAUCACGAAAUACAAAAUAAGCUGCGUGCAGAAAUUAAAGAAUAUUACGAUAAAUCCGACGGUGAAUUGAAGUACGAAGACAUAAAAGACAUGGAAUACUUGGAUAAAGUAUUCAAGGAGACAUUAAGAAAAUAUCCAGCUGGACCGAUCAUAAUGAGGAAAGCAACGUCCGAUUACACUUUCGAGUCUGUGAAAGUUACGAUACCAAAAUUAAUGGUUGUAUGGAUUCCGCUAUUCGCGCUCCAUUGGGACGCUAACAUUUAUCCAAACCCUGAUAAAUUCGAUCCGGAAAGAUUUAGCGAAGAGGCUGUAGCGGCUCGACACCCUAUGGCUUACUUGCCUUUCGGUGAUGGACCAAGGAAUUGCAUUGGUGCCCGUUUCGCAGUUACACAAACAAAACUUGGCCUAAUCAAAAUACUCCGAAAUCACAAAGUGGACGUAUGCGAAAAGACAGAAAUUCCAUACGAAUUUGAUCCUGGUGCAUUCCUCUUGGCACCAAAAAACGGAAUAUACUUGAAAAUUUCGAAAAUUUGAAAUUAA